AUGACAUUCGGUGCCAACGGUGGUUUUGCCAUCAAUCCAGCUCGAGAUCUCGGCCCAAGACUUUUCACUCUUUGUGCCGGCUACGGUUGGGAGGUGUUCAGGACUGCUCUCGUCCUGCACCGAUAUGGAGUCGGCUUAGCGGAAGGCUAUCAAAGUGCAUUUUUCGAUCAUUGUAAUCCGAAUUACAACGAAACCAUAGAACUGUACAAUUUCAGCGCUAAUGGAUUCUACUUCUGGAUUCCGAUUGUUGGCCCAUUAAUCGGCGCUCUGAUCGGAGCUUGGCUGUAUAAACUUUUCGUUGGACUUCAUGGGCUUAACGAAGAUCUAGAACUGACCCAUAAGGGCUACAAUGUGAGUGUACCAGUCGGCUAUAAAGGUGAUUCGACUGAACGUCUUCGGCAAACGCCAGUCACUUACACCGUUGAUGUACAGAGCCGACAACAACCUCUCAGCAAAGCCUUUUAA
Messenger RNA from Cylicostephanus goldi, 465 nucleotides. NCBI's taxonomy places the organism in Eukaryota, Metazoa, Nematoda, Chromadorea, Rhabditida, Strongylidae. The record is from the annotation of a GenBank genome assembly.